ACAUACCCCGGUCAGCCCGGUUUACGAUUUUGAGCAUUUGUAGGGGCCUCAAUGUCAAGUUUCCCGGUUCAGACUCAACGCCAAUGGUUCGCCAACUACCCAUCGCAUGAACGAACACGUUUUUUCAACAUGGUAGCUCGGCCCUGGCGGAUGAGCAAAGAUGGCAGCGGGAAGAGCUGUCGUUCGUGCCCAUCAGCCGUCAUGUGCUUGGACAUUGGUUCUCUUGAUUCUCGUUUCAACCGAGUCCAUCAAUCUUUUCUCUUCCUUCUUUCACCUUCUUUUCUGUCUUGAUGACAUCGUCCUAGCGACAUUUUCUGCUUCUAGUCACUCGUUAUGGGCUCGUGAACGAUGCAGCAGAGCAGGCUCUUGCAGUGCUCUUUAUUAAUCGCGCUGGGCACGAUAGGGAUAUGGGCCACGGAGGAUGUUGGAGGGGUCCGGGGGGAUGCUGGGUCGUCACCACAGAAGGUGGCGCAAGCGCCACGGGGGGAAGAGCCAUUUUUAUGGAAUAACUUUGAACAUGUUGUGGUCGAAAAGGACAGUACAGUCGGGAGACUCAUAGUAGAGAGGAUACCGGACUCGACGAGAAGGGACCCAAAAGAACAGGCGGCUCCAGCCUUAACGACGCCCCAGCCGACAGCGCAACCGCAAAAGCGUCAGGACGAUGGCCAAGUCCAGGCGCUCUCGCAGCAGCUUCAGUCGCUUUCGCAAUCCGCGACUCAAGCACUAUCAUCCGUCUCGUCGAGCGCAUCUUCGGCCAUGAGUCUUGUAUCUCAAUCCGCACAGUCCGUUCGACAGUCCGCCGACCAAGCGGUCCGGUCUGCUAAUCAGAAUGCCGACGAUGCUAACCGGCAAUUGUCGCAGACUAUAUCGUCGGCCUCGAGCGCCCUCUCCGCGGCCAGUGCUCGCGCGAGCGACGACCUUUCGCGAUCACUAUCAAGCAUGAGUAGCCGUAUCUCAUCCAACUUAGCUAGUGCCCAGAGCAGCGCAAAUAGCGCUAUAAGUGCCGCUCGGGCAGAAGCAAGCUCGAGCGCGUCAAAUGCAGUAAAUAUAGCCGCCAGUCAAAUCCAAGAGGCAAGGGCCGACGCAAGCGGCAUAAGGGGCGACGCAAAUUCUAUUGUUUCGCAGGUGCAAUCAAACUCGGUUUCGGGCACAAACGUUGCCAUAAUUGUUACGGCGUCAGUCGUCGGCACUGCUAUACUUACUGCCAUCGCUUCGUACUUCGUUGCCCGGUAUCGACGCAAGAAGCGGCGUAGUGGCGAACCCUUGGUCAGAGCAAUAAAUCCUAAUAACGAAAAACAACAAUAUGGUACGCCAUAUGAAAAACCGGUUGCUGUUCGUGGAUCGAUAGCAAGUCCCAGCCUUCGCUUCACACCAUUCGGUGGUGGGACGGGUUAUCCAAUGGACAAGUUCAAACUUCCGGACCUGGGCCUAAGUCCCUUCCUCAAGAAGAAAACCAACGAAGCAAGCCCGAGCUUUAGCGAUAUUGGGUUUGCGAGGAGCAACUAUAGUCCCAGAGACGGCAGUAGAGAUGGUGCCUUCGCAGGGCCCUCUAAUAGCUCCAACGAUGACGUCUAUGGCGUCUCACCAACUAGCUUCCGGCUGCAGAAGGAGAAUAGCGUGAAGAGUGCCACAAGCGUACGGCUUAUCAGAGUAGGCAGUAAUAAAGGCAAGGCUAAUGAGGAAGACGAGAAGGCCCUGUUAAGUCCAUUAGCUUCCCCGCCGCCACCUCUCCCUGCGCAGGUGUCGACAGCACCAGUGGCAUCGGUGCUAGCACGAGUACCGGUACCGGUGGCGGUGACGGUACCUGUUCCAGUACAGGCGCAACCGCAACCCGUCGAGUCUCUAUCGCCUGUAGAACCUCAACUUGCGGAGCCGCCACCAGCAGCCGUUCGUGCUGUCCGAAACUCGGAAACACCUGAAGACCCAGAGCCGGAGCCAGCCCCGAUAAAGCGCAGUGGGACGGCGAGUACUGCGUAUACUAUGAACACAAUGACCAGUCAGCAACGUCUCCGAUUCCGCGACAGCAGCGACAUCGAGUCGGCCGAGCCCUCGCCGGCUACGGGAGCCUGGCGACGCUCUCGUUCCGCAACCGUAUCUUCGAUGCGCAACACCAACACGGCCUCCUUGCGUACAAACACCACGAGUCCCGAGAGCGUGGGUAGUCAAUCCCCACCUCGGCGCCCCAAGAACGCGGGCCCAACCAGCUUUGCCACGUUCCCACGUGUUCGUGACGGUCCCCCAAGAGGUUCGGCGGCGGAGGCUAUUAUUAAUAGGGGUCGCUCAGGACUAAACGGGGUUACGGCGCGGCUGAGAGAGGAGGCGGAGCGGAGAAAGAGGGAGUUGGACGAGGUCGACAGUGAUAGGAAUAGCACGAGGAUGAGCAAAGACGUCUCUGAACCCGAGAAGAGGGAGACAAGGGGUCCAAAUUGGCCUUUUGGGAACAGCUAGCUCGUCAGGCUGGGUUGGGUAGAUGGACGGAUCGAGGAGGUUGAGAUCGGGACAUAAUGGAAGAAUGUUAGUAUAGGUAUGUAAUUUGUGGGAGGAUACCACACAUCCAUGGUUCUAGAAGUAAUA
Annulohypoxylon truncatum is the source of this 2574-nucleotide messenger RNA. RefSeq lists its product as uncharacterized. NCBI's taxonomy places the organism in Eukaryota, Fungi, Ascomycota, Sordariomycetes, Xylariales, Hypoxylaceae. The coding region runs from base 349 to 2448 and encodes 699 amino acids. The transcript is spliced from 2 exons. The record is from RefSeq and is a predicted model, not a curated record.